CAAGCUCUCUCGGAAAAGUUAUGUCGUAGCACAUGCUAAACGCUGCUAGCGGAAGAUAAACAGAAAUCUUGUUCAACAUGGCAGAGACCCACAGUUUGCAGGACAUGAGACAACAGGCAGCCGUCGCUGCUAAAGUCUUCAUUCAGAGAGAUUACACCAAUGGCACGGUGUGUCAGUUCCAAACCAAGUUCCCCUCGGAGCUGGAGACCCGGAUUGACAAACAGCAGUUUGAGGAGACGGUGCGGACACUGAAUAAUUUGUACGCAGAAGCAGAGAAGCUGGGAAGCCAGUCGUACAUUGAAGGCUGUCUGGCCUGUCUCACAGCAUACACCAUCUUCCUGUGUAUGGAGACUCACUAUGAGAAGGUUUUGAAGAAGAUUGCAAAGUACAUUCAGGAGCAGAAUGACAAGAUCUACGCACCACGAGGCCUCCUGCUCACAGAUCCCAUCGAGAGAGGCCUGAGAGUCAUUGAGAUUACCAUCUUUGAAGACAGAAGCCUGACAAGAUAAAAGCCGCCACGUUUCCAAGCAGAGCGAAAAGAUCUGCAGCAGCCCAGCACCAGUGCCCACCUUCCUGAAGAUCCCCAGACCUGCACCCUUAAAACUGCGUCUCUACAAUCUCUUUCCAAUAACUAUCAUAUGCAUGUCCCAUUUAGAGUAUCCUUUGUGACAAAAUUCAUUUAUUCAACUAAUUUUUUUUUUUUUUUUCAUUAUUAUUAGUUUUAUCCCUUUCCCCAUCAUUAACUGAGGGUUGAAGUCUGUUAUAUGCUCAAUUUGUUCGGAGGAACUAACUCAACUCUCAUUCACUGACAUUCUUCAAACCAUGAGUAGUUAUACUUUAUUUUGGACUAAAAACAACUUUGUGACUAAUUGUAUUUGUGAACUUUUGUACAUUUUUUUUGGACACUCCUUUUUUUGAAUAAUGAAGCCAACAGACAGGGUAACUUAUUUUCUAUGAAGGACUAUUGAACUCAUCCGCACCCAUGCUUUAAGUAAUUGUCUUGGCUAAACUGAGGAUAUCAUUUAAUCAAGAGGCAGAGAACUCUGAUAAUUGGUGUGAUUUGCUGCAUGUGCCACACCUCACAGUUUGUUUGCUUUGGUCUUAUUCAUGUAUCCUUGCAAGGGUGGUAGUUUUAUUAUCUUUUGCAUGUUUCCUUUGUAGCGUUUGAUCUAAUAUUUAACUGACAGCACUGAACUUAGUCGGGAUCCAAACAUUCCAGUCAAACCUUCCCAGAUUCUGACUUCAAUGUGCAUCUAUGAUUUAAGAAAAGAAAAGCCAAAACUUGUGCUCACUCUGUAGUUAGCCCAUAGUGUUGUUGAUGCUACUUCUCAAGUUUUGUUUUUCGUAAACUGUGCUCAGCAUAGUGAUCGGUGACUACUGUUGAUUUUUGACUCAUGUCAAAUAAGCAUAUAUUCAUAUAUUGUGAGAUUGUCUUCGACGGAAGUAUUCAAAGUGCUCUUGUUCGUUGAUAGUGCCUGUACUGGUUUUAAAUGUUGCUUUUGUUAAAGUCUAAAGGUCUGGUCACACUAGGAUUUAAUACGCAGAAACUUUGCAGGGAUUUCAUGAGCAAAUCCAACAGCAGCGAUGCUGAUGGAUUUGCUCAUGUGGGAAAGUAAAUCAGUGCUAUUGUUUUGUGUCUCGUUCAGCUUUGAUGACCCUCAAAUUUGCAUUUUCAACCAAUAGUGGCCAUCCUAACAGUCGCAACCUUUGAGGGGACAGAGUGUCAGAGACAAGCAAAUUACCUGUGUUAUACCAUCAACUUUUAUUUAAUCUGCUCUGUUACAGUAUAAUUUGUUACACAAAAGAGGAAUGACAUGCAGACAGGUAUGAGACAGCCGCUUUUACACUCCCUGUUCAAGGCAGGAAUAUCAUGCCUUUAAUGCUGCAUUGCUGUUCUGUAUUAAAGGAAUGAGAGCGAAAUAGGGGGGACAAUGCCUUUGCUUUGAGUUGGCAAAAGAAGUAGUAUCUUAUGGUCCAUGUUUGGGGGACAGCCAGCAGGAGGAGAUAAUGGUCAUGAUGGGUGUGAAGUUUUGACGGCGUGUUGUGUGUGUGGCCCACUGGCAUAGAUUUUUAAAGAUGCUAGUAGUAGUUAGCUGCAGCUAAAUCAAAGAAGAAGAAGAUUCUAAAUUCAUAAAAACGUAAUUGUUUAUCACAAAGCGACAGAAUAUUGCCUUCAGUAGGGGGCUCCAACAACAUGAAAAAGCAUUCACACCCAUGACACUCAACAACGGCCGUAAAUAUCCGCAAAUUGGAAAAACAAUAUGGUGAGGGAGCUCCUUACCUUCUGAUCAGAGGUGGAGAUAGGCCACCAUUUAACAGGGAUGGUAAAAGAUUGUUUUUGCCAUGUCAUGCCAUCUUUAUUGUUCAUAAAUGGAGCGGACACACGUUAUGUGGUAAACCAGUGGCUGGCGCUGUUGUGUUAUGUAUCACACCUCUUUUGUUUCCACAAUGCCGGCACGCUGUCUUAAGUCACACACAGGAGCAGCAUGAUGCUACCCUUGUUUCUGUGUAAAAAUACAUAUAGGAAGGACUUUUUGGUGGCCCUACAGUGUGGUCUCUGUGUAAAAAGGGCUAAUAGUAUAAGUAUGUCCAAAUCAAUUAUUAAUAUUAUUAUCCCAGUAGCAGUUGAGCUAAACCAAGAAGGAUAAUAAAGCUCUUGAACUAACAAGGUUGCCAGCAGUUAGUUAAAUCAGAUCAGCUUUAUUGUCUCAUUUCAAUAAUUUUCUGUUGAUCAAACUUUGUGUAAACUGGUGAUCAAAACACCAGGAUGGAGUAAACAGAACAGAAGUGAGAAAAUCUCCAGCCGGCUGGGCCAACAUCAGAUUUAACGGUUAGCUUACCCACGACAGCAGUUGUCCAGCUAUCACUGAAAUUAGAGCCCGAUGUCUCCAAGCUCCAACAACUAAAUCAUUCACAAAGUUAGCAGAUUAAUUUCACCACUUUCUGGUGUGACCAGACCUAAUAUGUGAAAUGAUGUCAGUUAGAUCUUGGCUUUGUUCAUUUAUUGCUCACAGGCAUCUAAAACCUAAGAUUAUCAUGUAAUGUUAUAGAAACCUUAACAAAGGUUUAAAUACUGUAGUAUGUAUGGCUGGUAAUGCUAAAUUAUGACAUACAGAUUACGACAUAUACACAUAAUGCCAUUCUGAAUGCCAUAGCUAAAAGAUCAACAAUCAUCUUGAUAUCUAAAUAUGUAAAUACAGUUUCAUGAAUAAUUUUUGAUUUUGCUCGUACUUUAUUUAUCUGGAGUUCGGUUAACAGAACUUUUCUAUGUUCUUUUUUUUCAGUUCAAAUCCAAUGUUUUAUUAAUCUAAAACUUGUAUGCUAACUAAUAAAAAGUGUACAUAUUUUA
Molecule: messenger RNA, 3349 nt
Organism: Plectropomus leopardus (leopard coralgrouper)
Lineage: Eukaryota; Metazoa; Chordata; Actinopteri; Perciformes; Serranidae
Product: golgin subfamily A member 7-like
Biological process (GO): protein targeting to membrane; peptidyl-L-cysteine S-palmitoylation; Golgi to plasma membrane protein transport
Cellular component (GO): Golgi stack; palmitoyltransferase complex
Source: RefSeq, a predicted model, not a curated record